Messenger RNA from Octodon degus (degu), 2003 nucleotides. It is a transcript of the gene Ciao3, whose product is annotated as nuclear prelamin A recognition factor like. NCBI's taxonomy places the organism in Eukaryota, Metazoa, Chordata, Mammalia, Rodentia, Octodontidae. Gene Ontology annotation, biological process: iron-sulfur cluster assembly. The transcript is spliced from 11 exons. Bases 16 to 1446 code for a protein of 476 amino acids. The record is from RefSeq and is a predicted model, not a curated record. Gene Ontology annotation, molecular function: 4 iron, 4 sulfur cluster binding. Gene Ontology annotation, cellular component: cytosolic [4Fe-4S] assembly targeting complex.
GGCAGUACAGCCGCCAUGGCGUCGCCCUUCAGCGGGGUACUGCAGCUGACCGACUUGGAUGACUUCAUCGGGCCCUCUCAGGAUUGCAUCAAGCCCAUGAAGGUGGAUAAGAGGCCAGGAAGUGCUGUGACCAAGAUCCACAUUGAAGAUGAUGGAAGCUAUUUCCAAGUUGACCAAGAUGGUGGGACCCAGAGGCUAGAGAAGGCCAGGGUCUCACUGAAUGACUGCCUGGCAUGCAGCGGCUGUGUCACCUCAGCAGAAACUGUGCUUAUUACCCAGCAAAGCCACAAGGAGCUGCAGAAAGUUCUAGAUACCAAUAAGACAGUGCCACCAGAUCAGCAGCAGCUGGUUGUUGUUUCAGUCUCACCCCAGUCCAGAGCAUCGCUGGCUGCACGGUUCCAGCUGAGUCCUACAGACACUGCCAGAAAACUGACUUCAUUCUUUAAAAAAAUAGGGGCACACUUCGUCUUUGAUACUACCUUCUCCAGAAACUUCACCCUUCUUGAGAGUCAACGAGAAUUUGUGCGGCGAUUCCGAGGACAGACUGACUCCAGAGAGGCCUUGCCGUUGCUGGCUUCUGCCUGUCCAGGCUGGAUCUGCUAUGCGGAGAAGACCCACGGCAACUUCAUCCUGCCCUACAUCAGCACAGCCCGAUCCCCACAGCAGGUCAUGGGCUCCCUGGUCAAGGACUUCUUUGCCCAGCAGCAGAACCUGACUCCUGACAAGAUCUACCACAUCACAGUGAUGCCUUGCUAUGACAAAAAAUUAGAGGCUUCUAGAUCUGACUUCUUCAAUCAGGAAUACCAGACUCGUGAUGUUGACUGUGUCCUCACAACAGGGGAAGUCUUCAGGCUGCUGGAAGAGGAAGGGGUAUCACUGGCAGAGCUGGAGCCAGCCCCUCUGGACAGCCUGACCAGCAGUAUGUCUGACAAGGAGCUCACCAGCCAUCGGGGCGGGGGCUCAGGAGGCUACCUGGAGCAUGUGUUCCGGCACGCAGCCCAAGAGCUCUUCGGAAUUCAUGUGGCUGAGGUCACCUACAGACCCCUGAGGAAUAAGGACUUCCAGGAGGUGACCCUGGAGAAGGGGGACCAGGUGCUGCUGCGCUUUGCUGUGGCCUAUGGCUUUCGAAACAUCCAGAACCUGGUACAGAAGCUCAAGCGAGGCCGCUGCCCCUAUCACUACGUGGAGGUCAUGGCCUGCCCUUCAGGCUGUUUGAACGGUGGAGGUCAACUCAAGGCCCCAGAUGUACCAGGCAGGGAGCUUCUCCAGCAGGUGGAGAGACUAUAUGGCAUGAUCAGGGUAGAAGCACCUGAGGAUGUCCCUGGGGUCCAGGAGCUGUACCAACACUGGCUGCAGGGCGAAGGCUCAGAGCGGGCCAGCCACCUGCUACACACACAGUACCAUGCUGUGGAAAAGGCCAGCUCAGGCCUCAGCAUCCGGUGGUAAGAGACUGGGGGUCUGCUGAAGCCCUCAGAACCAGCACUAGGAUUCCCAAAAAGGCCAAGCAGAGAUGUAGAUCCCCAGGGCCUCCCCAGACUGAGUUGGGCGACAGGGACUGAAGCAGUACACUGGCUUUGUCAGGACCUGGCCUGCUUACCUCCUGACUGUACUGACUGUCGGGUAGAAAUGAAAUGGCCAAGACCUGAAGAUCCUCUGUGCCUCUGGAACCUUGGUUAGGGAUUAAGUCCAUGAAUACCUUCCUUGCCUUUCUUGGCUAUGGGAGCUGCAGUGGCUUCUGGGGUGCUUCCUUUAUGGUUUCUAGGCUGACUCAAAUCUCAGUGCAGAAAGUGACAGGGCUAUACCUGCUGAGUGGGUCCAACAACAGCCCUACAUAGAGACUGCCUGACAAUAAGGGGAGCUUGAGGCCCUGAAAGUGGGGCAUCAGUUACGAAGCUGUGGGCCUAGGAUAGGGUGAGCAUCACGUCUCCAUGUUGGGGUCCCUAGGCCCAUCUCCCACCAAUCUUCUAAUAAAGGUACAUGUUCAACAACUGUGAAAACAGCUG